Messenger RNA from Oryza brachyantha (malo sina), 958 nucleotides. Its product is annotated as photosystem II core complex proteins psbY, chloroplastic. Gene Ontology annotation, cellular component: photosystem II; membrane; chloroplast thylakoid. Gene Ontology annotation, biological process: photosynthesis; cell redox homeostasis. The coding region runs from base 201 to 773 and encodes 190 amino acids. The record is from RefSeq and is a predicted model, not a curated record. Lineage: Eukaryota; Viridiplantae; Streptophyta; Magnoliopsida; Poales; Poaceae. Gene Ontology annotation, molecular function: manganese ion binding. The transcript has a single exon.
UUCCAUCGUCGAUGCAGAUAAGCCGCAUCCGCCGUCGUAGAAAGAAACGCAGCGACGACAUCACGCUCACGCUCAGAAUUGCAUCCACCCGACCCAAGAAGCUGCACGCACACACGCCGGCGUCGAGCUGCACCGGUCAUAGCUGCAGCUGCAAGGUGAGCUAGAGCUCGGAGAGGAGGAGGAAGAAGAGGAAGGCGUCAAUGGCGACCACCGUAGCUGCGAUGGCCAUGCUUAAGCCGGCCAAGAUCGUGGCGCGGUCCUCCUCGCCGCCGUCCGGGAGCGCCAGGGUGCCGAGCGUCUCGCUCAAGAGCCUGGCCAAGAAGGGCCUGUCGGCGUCGUCGGCGCCGGUGGCCGCGGCGAUGGCGGGGGCGUUCUUCUCGGCGCUGGCGUCGACGGACGCCGCGGUGGCGGCGCAGCAGAUCGCGGACGUGGCGGCCGACGACAACCGCGGCCUCGCGCUGCUGCUGCCCAUCGCGCCGGCCAUCGCGUGGGUGCUCUACAACAUCACCCAGCCGGCGCUGAACCAGCUGAACCGCAUGCGGUCGGAGCAGGUGCUCGUCGCCGGCCUCGGCCUCGGCGCCGCCGCCGCCGCCACCUUCGCCCCCGAGGCGUCCGCGGCGCAGGAGGUGGCGAAGCUGGCGGCCGAGGCGGCGGCGGAGGGGGACAACCGCGGCCUGCUCCUGCUGAUCGUGGUGGCGCCGGCCAUCGCCUGGGUGCUCUACAACAUCCUCCAGCCGGCGCUCAACCAGCUCAACCGCAUGCGCUCCGACUGAUUCUCGAUCGUACGUGGUGUGGUUUGAGGAGGGUGGUGAGGAGUGGUGGUAGUGACGUGGAAUGUGGUGUACCUACCUUAAUUCUCUUCCUAAUCCUCUCUUCCCCUGAACAAAAUUCAGUACAGCUCUUCUUCUUCUUCUUCUUUUAAUUGUUCCUCGAUCUAUUAGUUUCCUAUUUCUUGUUA